AUAUCUUUAAGAUAUAUUUACUCAUACACACUGGAUGUGUACAGCCACUGCAAAUAUUUUUCUUUUUUAGCAACAAGGUUGUGGACGGGCAAGUGUAUACCAUGCGGUGGUGGUCAUAUUUCUAGAAUUCUUUGCCUGGGGUCUGUUGACAACUCCAAUGUUAACGGUCUUACAUGAAACAUUUUCUCAUCAUACGUUUUUAAUGAAUGGUCUUAUUCAAGGUGUUAAGGGUUUUUUGUCCUUUCUCAGUGCUCCGCUAAUAGGUGCUCUAUCAGAUGCAUGUGGAAGAAAAUCUUUUCUCCUUCUCACAGUUUUCUUCACUUGUGUCCCAAUUCCUUUAAUGAGAAUAAGUCCAUGGUGGUACUUCGCUAUGAUUUCAGUAUCUGGAAUCUUUUCUGUUACCUUUUCUGUAAUUUUUGCCUAUGUAGCUGAUGUAACACAAGAACAUGAAAGAAUUACAGCCUAUGGACUGGUAUCGGCCACCUUUGCUGCAAGUUUGGUUACUAGUCCUGCCAUUGGUGCAUACCUGUCUGCCAGCUAUGGGGAUAAUCUUGUUGUGCUGGUGGCCACCAUGGUGGCUGUUGUGGACAUUUGUUUCAUCCUGCUAGCUGUACCAGAAUCUCUACCUGAAAAAAUGAGGCCUGCUUCAUGGGGAGCUUCUAUAUCAUGGGAACAAGCAGACCCUUUUGCAUCCCUGAAGAAGGUCAGAAAGGAUACUACAGUUCUCCCAAUCUGUAUUACAGUGUUUCUCUCCUAUCUGCCAGAGGCUGGCCAGUAUUCUAGCUUUUUUCUGUAUUUGAGACAGAUUAUAGGGUUUGGAUCUGUUAGCAUUGCAGCAUUUAUAGCUGUAGUAGGAAUCCUGUCUAUAAUAGCUCAGACUGUGUUUCUCAGUAUCUUGAUGAGGUCAAUAGGGAACAAAAACACAGUUCUUCUUGGCCUUGGCUUUCAGAUCCUUCAGUUGGCUUGGUAUGGUUUUGGAUCUCAAUCUUGGAUGAUGUGGGCAGCAGGAGCUGUAGCUGCUAUGUCAAGCAUUACCUUCCCAGCAAUCAGUGCCCUGGUUUCACGAAAUGCAGAGUCAGAUCAACAAGGAGUUGUGCAAGGAAUAAUAACCGGAAUAAGAGGUCUGUGCAAUGGCCUGGGACCAGCGUUGUAUGGCUUUAUUUUCUUUCUCUUUCAUGUUGAGCUCAAUGAAUUGCCACCUGAUCAGAAUGCUGAAAGAAAAACAAUGCAAGAUCCCAGUGAUGAGAGAGCAAUCAUUCCUGGUCCACCCUUCCUGGUUGGAGCAUGUAUUGUUCUUCUGGCUUUUCUAGUAGCCUUAUUUAUUCCUGAGCACAGUAAAGCCAGCAGUGGCAGAAAGCACAGCAACAGCAUCAGCAGUACUCUGAGCAACAGCCUAGAGAGAGGUAGUGAAGAGGACAUUGAACCUCUGCUGCAAGACAGCAGUGUGUGAAGAAUGACUUGUGGGGAGUGUCUGGAAGAAAGUUAUGUGCUAGACUGCAGAUCUGGAAGCUGGUGGGGAUGUGCUGAGUGUCUGGCUUCCAACAGGAAGGUGGUCAUGUGCCAUGGAGGAGAUGCACUGCAAGAAUAUCACAUCUGUACUCCAGCUGACUCUGCGCUGCAGGAGGGUUUGAUUCGUGUAGGAGGUCACAACUAGAUGUGAUUCACUUUCCAGCCUGCAAGUGACUGCAAAUGCAUGUUUCAUGCUGGUAUUGGGUGAAAAGGUCAACAUGCAGACAUAAUAGAAACUAAGUUGAAUAUUCAGUUCCCAAAAUCAUAUGCAAAAUGGUCAGGUUUGGGACAGAACACAGUUUCUGAGGCAAGAAAGGCAGUGGGCACCAGAGAGGUUUACGUCAAGGAGUGUGUAAGUUUAUUGCAUUUUAUCACUUUAUCUGCCAUAUGAAACAAUCUUACCCAUUAAAUCUUUUCACCCCUGCCUUAACUGCUAGUCAGCAUUCAGUUAUUAAUCACAUUUAGCCUUCAUAUCAGUCUCACCUGCUGAGUCUCAUGGAUAUAUUCAUAUCAAAUUCCUUUCUAAAAGAUGCUUUAAAGAAGUUACAAGUGGUUAAAAUAUGCUAAUUUUUAGAGACAUUUUUAUGAACAAAUACAGAUUUAUGUGUAUUUUGCUGAAGUGUAAAUGGACCAUUAAACGUAACUGUAACGAAGUACUCCUAUGAAUGUUUUAUAUAAAUGCAAUAUAUGUAGAUAUUUGUAAGGAGUUUUAAUUUUUCCAGAUGGGGUGCUGUGUAAAUCAUGUAUUUAUGAAUUA
This is a messenger RNA of Nothoprocta perdicaria, 2266 nucleotides long. It is a transcript of the gene SLC71A2, whose product is annotated as major facilitator superfamily domain containing 14B. Gene Ontology annotation, molecular function: transmembrane transporter activity. The transcript has 11 exons. Gene Ontology annotation, biological process: transmembrane transport. The record is from RefSeq and is a predicted model, not a curated record. The coding region runs from base 158 to 1450 and encodes 430 amino acids. NCBI's taxonomy places the organism in Eukaryota, Metazoa, Chordata, Aves, Tinamiformes, Tinamidae.